GGAUUAGUUGUCAUACCAUAAUUUUCCUCAACUCUCUCCCUCGCCUUUUCAAACAGAAUUCGCCACUCACGUCAUGGAGCCAUCGGCGACUGCCUCGCAUACCCUCCAACGGCCCCCUUCUUCCACCUCCCGCACUGCUCAACCUCCAUCCACGACGCCUAGCCUAAACAGAAUUCCUCAAGGUUUGUAACUCCCGCCGUCAUGAAACGUGUGUACUAUCUCCUGCUCCAAUUGUCUUUAGGUGAGCAGUUUGAUUUAUCUAGAACUGAAGCUGCGUUGAAUGAGUUGAACCACGAAUUUGGUCGGUUUGGAUUCAAGGAAAGUUCGCGGGAUUUUUUGGGUCUGGCAGAUGUUUUGUUCAAAGAACUUGAUAGGAGGUUUAAAGGAGUUUUUCGUGAUUUGAGAAAUGUCUCUUUUAGCCCUUCUCCUGAAGUUGCUCAUAAAGAUAAUGAUUUGUGGGAUACCAUUGAAGAGUUUAUGUUGCUCUUAAGAAGUUGUUUGGUUAUCAUGACUCUCGUCGAGUUUGAGCAAGACGCUUUACUUGAAAAGGCCGGAUUCCUUCUUUCAGUUCUCAGGAAAUUGCUCCAUUUGAUUACAACUGGAAAGGAGGAGAAAGAGUCAAUCAGCUUGGAAAAGUCUUUUUUACACGAAUGCAAAAUCACUGGAUCUGAUUGUACUACCUUUGUCUCUGAGGAUUUGUUUGCUUCCUUGUGUAUUUUAGAACCUUCUGAUCCAUGCCAUCCAUUUAUAUGUGCAGUCCUUGAGGUAUUUGUGGACGAGCUUCUGAUGCAUAGAUCGUUAAGAGAAUACUUCAUGCUGGUAGAUUCUGCAUCUUCUACUAAUAAAAUGGUAUUUGUGCACAACCUAGAUCAUGGUGGAAUUGGGACAGUGCUGGAGGUCAUUUCUGCUCAUUUUAUCUUGUCGGUCUCUAAUCAACAGGCAUUUCAUAAUUUCCUCAAUAGACUAUAUUGGGCACGCUAUGGGGAUUUAAAAGUUCCUGAAUUAAGCCUGACCUCAGCUUUAUCAUUACUUCUAAAUCCUGUCAUGCUCUCUGCACCCAAACUGUUCCAGGCUCAUUUUAUUUCACUGGUUUGUGAAGUCAUUGGCGUUUUCUUGAAAUCCCCAAACCCAGAUCAGAGGCUUAUGGAUUGGUACCUUGUAGGGUUUGAAAAGGCAAUCGUGUUGUAUAAUAGGCAUAUUUCUAAUUCUUAUAUGAAAGAUACCCCAUUGAAUUCCAAUGGCUGUUUUUCCGAUCCAAGUGUGCCAUGGAAUAGUGCUCAGCAACCUUUUGAAUCUUAUAUCCAUCAAGUUAGGAGAGAAAAAAUUAACCAUCUUUCUUCCAAAUAUGAAAACACAUGUUUGUUUUUUAGGGAAAAAUCAGAGCUGCUAGCCUUAUCGAUUUCGUAUGUCGAGGAGAACAGACAUAUUUUGGAUGAAUCACUUGAAGAUGAUCCUUUAUCAAUCUUACAUUGUAUACUUCUUGGAGCUUCUCAGGAUGAUGUUAAUGACACUGAAAUUUACAAGGCUGGGUAUACAAGUCAAUAUGAUAUUUAUCUUCUUGCUUCUAUAUUGAAGUUGAUGAGUUCAUCAUUUUUGCCUGCUAUCCGGUGUCUAAGGCACCAUGGAAAUUCAGAUGGCCUUAAAACCUUACUAGACGUUUCAUCUAGUAAGGAGUACAGUUUUAUUUUGAGUAUCAUUAGCUGUUUUCAGGAAUUUGAUAUUUUCUUACCAAAUCAGAAUCUCAUAUCUGAAGUGAUGAAAUCUCACCCAAAGAGGCAUAAGAAUUCCAAGUGGAUGUUCCUGCAUUUUAUAGGACUACUGGCAUUAAGCUUUUCUAUAGGGUCUGACAUCUUAGUCAAAGACUGUGUACUUGCAAUUAUGGCAACGUUGAAUUUGUUUGUUUUUGAAGAGGGAGAUUUAGAUGCUUUAUCAUCAUUAAUUGGCUCAGCUAAAGAGGGUGUCUACCACCUAAAAUCUAGUAAAACAGUUGCAAUGGAGUUCCAAAAGAUUCAGACAAUUCACGUAAGUACAACUUCUCUCGAAAGCUGCCAUCAUAGAAUACGGGAUGAGUCAGGACAAUGGUUGGAAACUGCAGCCAUUCAUAGUAGUGAAAAGGAGAGUAGUAUUGAAGUAGAGGAAGCGGAAGAAACUUGGAGUGGGGAGAUAUUUCUAAAAUGUUUGGGCUCUUCAUCCCAUGAUGAUAUAGUAGACUUUGUGGAGUGCAAGCGUGGGAAGGAUUAUUCGCAGUGGAUGAAGAAUAGACAAAAAUAUCGCAAAUGGAAAUCACAUAAAUUGGCAGUGUUGAGAUGGAAGAAAAAGAAACAUAUCUGGAAAUGUAUCAAAACAAAAAAUGAUAACUGAUUUGCUAACAUAGCUUUCUGGGUAUAUAGUUUUUUUUAACAAAAGAAUUUUAGAUCUUGUCUCAUUUCCGUUCUCCGUGUACAAACAAUCAAAUUGAAACUCCCGGAUCAAAAGACUCAUUCAAAGUGAAUUCUGUAAAAAUCUUGCUACUGCACCAAUUGAUUCACUUGUUACACUCGUUUCUA
Molecule: messenger RNA, 2546 nt
Organism: Cucumis melo (muskmelon)
Lineage: Eukaryota; Viridiplantae; Streptophyta; Magnoliopsida; Cucurbitales; Cucurbitaceae
Exons: 5
Coding region: 202-2361 (719 amino acids)
Source: RefSeq, a predicted model, not a curated record